AUGCUCAAAUUGGGGGAAAACGGUUUUACCCCCAAACAAGACAUUGAAAGCCCAAAUUGGUCUCGUUUCAUCACGAUCCUCGGCCGUCUCGGACAGCUUUUCUUCAAAAUCCUUCUUACUCGUCUUGUCGGAUCUUGGCUGUUCCUGUUUGGCCUUGCCGUGUAA
Trichoderma gamsii is the source of this 165-nucleotide messenger RNA. RefSeq lists its product as hypothetical. The record is from RefSeq and is a predicted model, not a curated record. NCBI's taxonomy places the organism in Eukaryota, Fungi, Ascomycota, Sordariomycetes, Hypocreales, Hypocreaceae. The coding region runs from base 1 to 165 and encodes 54 amino acids. The transcript has 2 exons.